AGAAAGUACAAAAAGUGUGUUUAUUUACAUUUUAAUUUCAGGAAGGAGUAAAAGAAAGAAACGUUCUUGGAUUUCUUUCUCUCUAAAUUUUAAGUUGUGGGUCUGAAAUUCCUAUAUCGCUGGCUAUCUGUCGUGGAGAGCUACACGUUUUCCGAUCAAAUCUCAGCGCCUGCUUUAUCGGCAAGUUUCAGUUUUUAAUUCUUUUUUGUAAUUUAUUCAUUUUCUGUUAGUUCUCCAUCUCCUACAAUUACUGAGCUUGUCCGCUGGAAGCCAAGUAAAUUAACUACACCCGCAAAAUACUGCGUACACACAAAGACACAAUUGUAAAUACGUCUAAGCGUUUUGGGUUGUCGAAACCAGAAUCGUUUUUUGGUGGUUUAGAGUAUAAAGAAAAAAGCAAGGGUUUUCUUCAGGGGAAAAUGUAGCUGAGCUGAUUUGAACAAUUAAUCGGUACUUGAGUAGCUCUUGUUUUGGUUCAAUGGAUGCGUCUGGGCUUUGUUCUUCAGUUUGUACGGUUGUUCUUAUGAGGUAGUUUUAGCUCAAUUGGUUCAUCCUUGUAAAUCAUUUGGUGAUUUUGGGUUUCUCUGUAAUUCUGUGUUAUUGUAAAAAAAAGAAUUGUCGGAUUUGUGGGGAUUAACCUGGUAGAGAAGUGUUGUUGAUCCAUGGAAUCAAGGAUUGGUGGGAAGGGUCAUAAUCUUUAUGGCCCAGUUGUUCCUGAUUUAAAGGCGCUAGGGAAAAGAAGUGUGGAGUGGGACUUGAAUGAUUGGAAUUGGGAUGGUGAUAGGUUCACUGCCAUCCCUUUGAAUUGUUUGCCGUCAGAUUGUAGGAGUAGACAGUUAUUCCCUGACGGGUCUCAGGUUCCGGUGGCAAACAAUAACGGGCUUUCAUCUGUUUCCACUGAAUUGGUAGUAUUAAAUGAGAAAGAGAGGAGGAUGGAAAUGGAGAAGCGGAGGAGGGUGGAAGAUUCGAAUGAAUGUGAGUCACUUAAUUUGAAGCUUGGUGGUCAAGUGUUCCCUAUCACAGAGGAUGAGAUGAAAAAAUGGGAAGGAAAGAGUGGAAAGAAGACGAAACUUGCAGGUGGAUCAUCUACCCGAGCUGUUUGCCAGGUGGAUGACUGUCAAUUGGAUUUGACCAGUGCUAAAGAUUAUCAUAGGAGACAUAAAGUAUGUGCAGCGCAUUCCAAGGUCACCGAAGCCCUUGUAGGAAAUGCUAUGCAGCGGUUCUGUCAGCAGUGCAGCAGGUUUCAUAUUCUUCAAGAAUUUGACGAGGGGAAGCGAAGUUGCCGUAGACGCCUAGCUGGACACAACAGCCGGAGAAGAAAGACGCAUCCAGAAAAUGUAGCCAAUGGAAUACCCAUGAAUGAUGAGCAGGGAACUAAUUAUUUAUUAAUUAGUCUGCUAAGAAUACUAACCAAUUUGCACGGUGCAGCAAAUAGCUCAGAUCAAACAAAGGAUCAGGAUAUUUUGUCUCAUCUACUAAGGAACCUAUCAAGAGUGAAUGGCUCAAAUGAUGAAAGGAACCUUCCUGGGACAUUAUUACCAGUAUCACAGAAUCUUCAGAAUCCAGGAACAUCUACUGGAUCUCCAGAAAAGGACUCUCACCAACUGGUAUGGAAUUCUGCCAACUUAUCGCCAUCAAGAGUGAUGGGAAAGGUUACCAAUGCAGUUAAUGCUGAAUCUGGAGUUUCACGAAAUCCUUCUGUACAGCCUGAAAAUGGAAUUGCGACGGAUGAUUUGGCCAAACAGACAAAGAUGCAUGACAUCGAUUUGAAUGAUGUGUACAAUGACUCUCAAGAUUGUACGGGAGUAGUAUUAAAGAGUUCUGGCCCCUGUCAAAUUCCCGCGAACAUAUCUACUGGUUAUCCUUUAUGGGUUUCUCAAGAUCCUCAUAAGCCAAGCUCCACUCGCACCAGUGGAAAUACUGGUCCAACAUCAAGCCUCUCACCUUCUAAUUCCAGUGGCGAAGCUCAGGUCAGGAAGAGUCGCACCGAUCGGAUUGUAUUUAAACUUUUUGGAAAAGAUCCUAGUGAUUUCCCUCUCGCCUUGCGGAAACAGAUUCUUGAUUGGUUGUCGAACAGUCCUACUGAAAUCGAGAGCUAUAUUAGACCUGGCUGUGUCAUACUGACAAUAUAUUUGCGGAUGGACAAGUCCAUAUGGGAGGAGCUUUGCUGUGAACUCAGCUCUAGUUUAAGGAAGCUCCUUGAUUCGUCUUCUGAUCCAUUUUGGAGAACAGGAUGGAUCUAUACUCGAGUUCAAAACCGUGUAGCUUUUGUUUUCAAUGGUCAGGUUGUUUUAGACACGCCUCUACCAGUUAAAGGCUACAGCAGCUGCCGGAUAUCAAGUGUCAAACCAGUUGCUGUUCCUGUCUCCAAAGGCGCUCAAUUUUCAGUUAGAGGCUUCAACUUGUUACGGCCCAGCACAAGAUUUCUAUGUGCACUAGAAGGGAAAUAUCUGGUCCAAGGAAAUUGUGAUGAUUUGGUGGGAACUAAUUCAUUAGUGGAUCAUAAUGAGAUCCAGUCCCUUAGCUUACCGUUCAGCAUACCAAAUGUCACUGGACGGGGAUUUGUCGAGGUAGAAGACCAUGGUCUCAGCAGCAGCUUCUUUCCAUUUAUAGUUGCUGAGGAGGAUGUGUGUUCAGAAAUCUGUACACUGGAGAGCAUCCUCGAGGUUGCAGAAACUGAGUGUCUUGGGUCCCAACAGGAAAAUGAGAAAUUAGAAGCUAGAAGCCGAGCUUUGGACUUCAUACACGAGAUGGGCUGGCUACUUCGCAUAUCUCAUGCCAAAAUCAGAUUGGUUUCCAACAUGAAUCGUCAUUUCCCAUUUGACCGGUUUAGGUGGUUAAUAGAGUUCUCAGUUGACCGUGAUUGGUGUGCUGUAGUUAAGAAGCUUUUGGAUGUUCUAUUUGCCGGCCUUGAGGAUGAAGGAGAAUACUCGUCUGUUGAGGUAGCAUUGAGGGAUAUUGGCCUCCUCCACAGAGCUAUAAGUGGAAAACACAGAUCAAUUGUUGAGGCUCUCCUACAAUACUGUCCAGAUAUAGUGUGUGACAAAAAAGAAUUGUCCAAAAAGCGAAGUAGCCUCUAUGUGUUUAGACCGGAUGCAGUAGUAGUUGGAGGCCUUACGCCACUCCAUAUUGUUGCCAGUCAAGAUGGAUUGGAGAAUAUGUUAGAUGCCUUAACCAGUGAUCCAGGACAGGUUGGCAUGGAAGCAUGGAAGAGCGCACGUGAUAGUACGGGAUUAACACCAAAUGACUACGCAUGCUUACGUGGCCACCAUUCAUACAUUCAUCUAAUCCAGAGGAAAGCAACAAAGGAGAAAUUACCCGGCAACACUGAUGUUGUCUUAGAUAUCCCAAUGGAUAAGACACCAAAUAGCAGCGGGAAGCAGAAAGAAACAAUAGGCGGCGGUGGGUACAAUCAUAGAAGCAUUACAUCAAGUUUUCAGACAGAAAAAACGGUCACUACGAAGAGAGGUUGCAGGCAGUGUGAUCAGAAAUGGGAGUAUGGAAGGUGUAGAAGAGCAUCACUUGCAAUUUACAGGCCGGUGAUGCUAUCUAUGGUUGCGAUUGCCGCCAUAUGUGUCUGUGUAGCUUUGCUGUUUAAGAGCUCACCGGAGGUGCUCUAUGUCUUCCAGCCCUUCAAUUGGGAGCUUUUGAAAUACGGGUCAAGUUAACCUAGCGUAGAUGAAAAUAAGCUAUAAAUCCCCGCCAAGGUGCUACAUGCCGCUUAGGAAUGUAUUCAUUUGAGUUUUUUACACAGUAAUUUGUAGUUACUUACACGAGCUCUUCAAAUGUCACCGGGGAUUAUUGAAGCGGGUGUUAUUGUUUUAGUUUGAUUGCAAAUCUAUAUAUAAUACUACAUAUAAUAUAUGGAAGCUAGCUUCUUGUUAUUAGGGGUGGACUCAAUCCAGUUCUGGUGCAGUUUCAGAUGCAUUAUUCUGAGUCAAGUAAAGGGUGAAAUCGGAACUGCAACCGGGUAUACCUGGUCCAGUUCCAGUUUUUGGGUCAGUUCUAGUUUCUUAGCAUAUUGUAAAAAACACAACCUGUCUGUUCUGGGCUUAUUUUGGAGGAAUCGAAAAAGAAAACCAGUUUAGUCUACAUGCAAAAA
Molecule: messenger RNA, 4102 nt
Organism: Cuscuta epithymum
Lineage: Eukaryota; Viridiplantae; Streptophyta; Magnoliopsida; Solanales; Convolvulaceae
Source: the annotation of a GenBank genome assembly